Messenger RNA from Cantharellus anzutake, 1838 nucleotides. RefSeq lists its product as uncharacterized. The record is from RefSeq and is a predicted model, not a curated record. The coding region runs from base 341 to 1474 and encodes 377 amino acids. Gene Ontology annotation, biological process: tricarboxylic acid cycle; isocitrate metabolic process. Gene Ontology annotation, cellular component: mitochondrion. Gene Ontology annotation, molecular function: isocitrate dehydrogenase (NAD+) activity. Lineage: Eukaryota; Fungi; Basidiomycota; Agaricomycetes; Cantharellales; Hydnaceae. The transcript is spliced from 9 exons.
AUCCUUGGCCACGCUCUGCUGUAUGUUCGAAAUUCAACAGCUUCAUACGAACGGCACUGCAUAUGGCCGGGCCACUGUGGUACGGCUAGAAUCAUUAUUUUUCUUUUAUUCUCUCCCGCUUGGGUAAAUAGAUAAUUCAGUGCUGUGCAGGUCGGAGCGAACAUCGCGAGCACUCUAGCUUCACAAGUUCCCGACAUUCCUGGAUUUGAAUUGCCGACAUGUGCAUUCCCACGCAUUUGAUCCGGGGUGCAACCGGUUCGACUUUGUGUGCAACGACAUUGGCCGCGUUUUUCCCUUUCCCGCAGCUUGCCAAAAGUUCUCCCAGUCUGGCGCUCCCCAUAUGGCCAUUUGUGUCAGAAGUUCCAAUUCGCCCAACAUCGCGUUUUUGUUCCAGUCCUCGUUAAGAUCUGCUACCACCCUCGCUGCUGGGAUGCCCAGUGUAUCCAAGCGUCUCCCGACAAAGUACGGAGGUGUUUACACAGUCACUCUCAUACCGGGGGAUGGGAUCGGGACAGAGAUAACCAAUUCGGUCAAGGAAAUCUUUGAACAUGUGAAUGCGCCCAUUGAAUGGGAUCAAUACAACGUCUCUGGCGAAACUUCUGCUGGCGAAAGCUUGUUCAAGGAAGCCGUCGAGAGCAUGAAGCGUAACAAGGUUGGGCUCAAGGGGAUCCUCUUUACACCCCUCGAACAAUCUGGGCACAUCUCUUGGAACGUAGCUAUGAGGCAACAACUAGAUAUCUACGCCUCCCUCGUUGUCUGCAAGUCAAUUCGUGGAGUUCCCACGCGACACAGCAGCGUCGACUUUGCCAUCAUUCGCGAAAAUACUGAAGGCGAAUACUCGGGAUUGGAGCACCAGAGUUACCCCGGUGUCGUUGAAAGCCUCAAAAUUUCGUCGCGUGCGAAGGCUGAACGAAUUUCCCGUUUCGCUUUUGACUUCGCUCUUAAGAACGGCCGCAAGAAAGUGACUUGCGUACACAAGGCUAACAUUAUGAAGCUUGGGGAUGGCCUGUUCUUAAGCACUUUCCGGCAAGUUGGAGAAGAAUACAGAUCUUCUGGUAUUACAUACAAUGACAUGAUUGUCGACAACACUUCGAUGCAGCUUGUGGCAAAACCUGGCCAAUUCGACGUGAUGGUCAUGCCCAACUUGUAUGGGGCUAUCACUUCGAACAUCGGUGCUGCCCUUGUUGGAGGGCCGGGCAUCGUGCCAGGGUGCAACAUUGGCCGGGAGUAUGCCCUUUUUGAGCCCGGUUGUAGGCACGUCGCCAAGGAUAUCAUGGGAACUAAUAAAGCGAAUCCUGCUGCCAUGAUCCUCAGUUCGACGAUGAUGCUCCGUCAUCUGGGGUUGAAUUCUCUCGCAAAUUCAAUCACUGCCGCUACGUACGAAGUUCUUUCCCAAGGCCUUGCAAAGACUCCUGAUCUUGGAGGGAACGCUAGCACCAGUGAUUUCACUGCAGCAGUCAUAAAAAAUCUUUAAUUGAUUCAUUGCGACUUGCGCCGUUAGCUUCGAUAUGAUUGUUAUCCCUGCGACCAAUCCUAAGUAUUGUUUGUUGGCGGCCUUGUAUACUAGGAUCUAGUUCAAAAUGCAUCAAGACGGACUAGGCUAACUGUUGUCGUAUCCCCAGCCUAGAUCGUGUUGUCGGAAUGAGUUCCAGUGAAGCUAACUAUGAGUAUUCCCAAAUUGGAUUUUAUAUUAUGUAUUACUUCUCAUGCAUUUUGUCUGUUCGGAAGACGUAGAAUUACUUGAUACGUGUUAAUUGUAAAAGUAAAUAAAACACAGUGACUCCAAGAUAUGCGAUGAAAAGAGUGAGAUAACUGCUGUAUCCAGCGUUCACGGCCUC